GGGACCCAGGGGUUGGAGAGAUGAAGGACGCUGGGGAAUGCGGAUUACAUCCUGCGGAGGCUGACGGCUAGGAUGGAGUUAGAGGCUACGGGAAGCCGGGGGUGGGGGCGGGGGCGUGCCGAGUUCUCCUCCGGGGCAUGACUUAGACGGAAGGCGUUUCUGGGCCGGGAGCCUGUGACCCUGUGCCCUUCGUACACCCCCUCUUCCCACUCCCUCCAAACCCCCUCCACCCCGCACUGCAGCACCUCCCGGUGGGGGCAGGGAGGCUGAGAAGGGGGUUGGCUACAGGAAGUGUAGGGCCGCGCCAGCCUUGAGGCACUGCGAGGUGGUGUGGGGAGGGAGUGUCCAAGGUUUCUGCUGUCAUCACCUCCCCAGAGGCAGGCUCCAGGGGCUAGGUUUGUUUGCCUGCUCCUUCCCCAAGGCAGCCUAUGGAGUCAGCCUGGCUCCCGGCAACCUCUUCCACGCGGAGUGGGGCCGAGCUCUUGUCUCCCGUAUCCCCCAGUAGUAUGGGAUUGCUGUUGGGCAGUACUAGAAACUGACCUCGGGCCUGAAAACUGGACCUCUCCGUAUUUACAACCCUCUGUGUACUAGGCCCAAAGUGGAAAGAUCUGUGCACCUGGUUUCUGUUGGGCAUAGGAGCUAUUUAUGGAAUAAGAUGUGGGGGAGGAGGACCUAUCUCUAACCUACUGUACAUCAAGCACAGCACCCUGCACUUUCGCAUGCAUUCUUAUUAAAUCUUCUAAGUGCUAGAUGCAUUUUAUGACAUUCGGUUUUAUAGGUGGGGUAGGGACCAACUGAGAGAUAGGAAAAUAAGGCCUUUGAUCCCAUUAAUCUUUUAUCCUCUUGCCCUCAUUGGUAUCUUUAGCCCACCUUGGGUCCCAGUCGUCUCUCCUGUUCCCACACCACCUAUCACCUGCAAGGGAUGAUGGCUGUCUGCUCCUGGGUCUUUCCUUUGUGGGAGAGAGAUGCUGUGGAGGGAGCAUAUCCAAGCCCUAAAGUGGCAUUCUCUCCCACCCUUUGCAGUUCUGCCUCCUGGGGGCACUGCUGGCCCCCAUCCGAGUGCUUCUGGCCUUUAUCGUCCUCUUUCUCCUCUGGCCCUUUGCCUGGCUGCAAGUGGCCGGACUUAGUGAGGAGCAGCUUCAGGAGCCAAUUACAGGAUGGAGGAAGUAAGUGGGAGGUCAGACCCCAGAGACCCUACUUCUCUUCCCUGCUGUCUAUUCCCCUCCCUCUUUGAGAAGAAGAAAAGGGAGGAUUCUGAAACUAUUCUAUUUAACUUGGGUGAAUGAGUCAGCCAAGCUCAGAUCUGGUUCCCAGACCUCACCUGACUGUGUGCCACAAUGGGGUGCUGGGCCUGAGCCGCCUGCUCUUUUUCCUGCUGGGCUUCCUCCGGAUUCGCGUUCGGGGCCAGCGAGCGUCUCGCCUUCAAGCCCCUGUCCUUGUUGCUGCCCCACACUCCACUUUCUUUGACCCCAUUGUUCUGCUGCCCUGUGACUUGCCCAAAGUUGUAUCCCGAGCUGAGAACCUUUCCGUUCCUGUCAUUGGAGCCCUGCUUCGAUUCAACCAAGCCAUCCUAGUAUCCCGGCAUGACCCGGCUUCUCGUCGCAGAGUGGUGGAGGAGGUCCGAAGGCGGGCCACCUCAGGGGGCAAGUGGCCACAGGUGCUAUUCUUUCCAGAAGGCACCUGUUCCAACAAGAAGGCUUUGCUUAAGUUCAAACCAGGAGCCUUCAUUGCAGGAGUGCCUGUGCAGCCUGUCCUCAUCCGCUACCCCAACAGUCUGGACACCACCAGCUGGGCAUGGAGGGGUCCUGGAGUACUCAAAGUCCUCUGGCUCACAGCCUCUCAGCCCUGCAGCAUUGUGGAUGUGGAGUUCCUUCCUGUGUAUCACCCCAGUCCUGAGGAGAGCAAGGACCCCACCCUGUAUGCCAACAACGUUCAGAGGGUCAUGGCACAGGCUCUGGGCAUUCCAGCCACCGAAUGUGAGUUUGUAGGGAGCUUACCUGUGAUUGUGGUGGGACGGCUGAAGGUGGCGUUGGAGCCACAGCUCUGGGAACUGGGAAAAGUGCUUCAGAAGACUGGGCUGUCCCCUGGCUAUGUGGACAUUGGGGCAGAGCCAGGCCGGAGUCGAAUGAUCAGCCAGGAAGAGUUUGCCAGGCAGCUACAGCUCUCCGAUCCUCAGACGGUGGCUGGUGCCUUUGGCUACUUCCAGCAGGAUACCCAGGGUUUGGUGGACUUCCGAGAUGUGGCCCUUGCACUAGCAGCUCUGGAUGGGGGCAGGAGCCUGGAAGAGCUGACUCGUCUGGCCUUUGAGCUCUUUGCUGAAGAGCAAGCCGAGGGACCCAAACGCCUGCUGUACAAAGACGGCUUCAGCACCAUCCUGCACCUGCUGCUGGGUUCACCCCGCCCUGCUGCCACAGCUUUGCAUGCUGAGCUCUGCCAGGCAGGAUCCAGCCAAGGCCUCUCCCUCUGUCAGUUCCAGAACUUCUCCCUCCAUGACCCACUCUAUGGGAAGCUCUUCAGCACCUACCUGCGCCCCCCACACACCUCUCGAGGCACCUCCCAGACACCAAAUGCCUCAUCCCCAGGCAGCCCCACUGCCCUGGCCAACGGGACUGUGCAAGCACCCAAGCAGAAGGGAGACUGAGCACCUCAGCCUCUCACCCCCUCCUCCUCAGGGCAGCGCCAGGGGCCUCCCCUAGGCCUCAGCCCCAUCUCUGCUCCUGUUUGAAUUUUGUUAUUGUUGUUUGUUUUUUUUUGUUUUUUUUAUGUUGAUUUUAAUUUUUUGUUUGGUUGAUUUUUUUGUAAGAAACUAUUUUAUAUAUAAAUAUAAAUAUAUAUCUAUAUCUAUUAAAAAAAAUGAAGUCCAGUCA
Molecule: messenger RNA, 2867 nt
Organism: Cebus imitator (Panamanian white-faced capuchin)
Lineage: Eukaryota; Metazoa; Chordata; Mammalia; Primates; Cebidae
Gene: LPCAT4
Product: lysophosphatidylcholine acyltransferase 4
Exons: 13
Coding region: 1283-2641 (452 amino acids)
Biological process (GO): phosphatidylcholine acyl-chain remodeling
Cellular component (GO): endoplasmic reticulum
Molecular function (GO): 1-acylglycerophosphocholine O-acyltransferase activity
Source: RefSeq, a predicted model, not a curated record